GUUGGCAAGGUGAAGUCGAGCUCGAGGGCAUCAGACGUUCGCGUCCUCUCCCUCUUCUUUGUCGGUCUCUCUCUCUCUUUUUUUUUUUUUUGACCGGUUGCGGGUUCGGCGGAUAGCGCAGGAAGCAUGAUGGAGCAACUCACCGACGAGCAGAUCGCGGAGUUCAAGGAGGCUUUCAGCUUGUUCGACAAGGAUGGCGAUGGCUGCAUCACAACCAAAGAGCUUGGAACUGUCAUGCGUUCAUUGGGUCAGAACCCUACAGAAGCUGAACUUCAAGACAUGCUAAAUGAAGUUGAUGCCGAUGGAAAUGGUACAAUCGACUUUGCUGAGUUUCUUAAUUUGAUGGCUCGCAAGAUGAAGGAUACAGAUUCAGAGGAGGAACUAAAGGAGGCAUUCAGAGUGUUUGACAAGGACCAAAAUGGCUUCAUCUCUGCUGCUGAACUUCGUCAUGUCAUGACCAAUCUAGGAGAGAAGCUUACCGAUGAGGAAGUCGUUGAAAUGAUACGCGAAGCUGAUGUUGAUGGCGAUGGCCAGAUCAACUAUGAUGAAUUUGUCAAAGUCAUGAUGGCCAAGUGAGUUUCCACUAUGAAAGAAAUUCCGAGUAAAUCUAGCGGUGAAUGAGUUGUAAAAUAUCAAUAUACCUCCUCGGUCCUUAUCUCAAUAGCUGUGGUAGUGAAACUAAAUACUAGCGUAUCAUUUCCUUUCAGCCGUGGUGGUUCAGUCAGACUUUUGACGAUUGUUUCUAGGGCAUCUCUCCUCUCUUGACUGUUUUAUUUGAUUGUAUGGUGUGGUUUGAAUAUCUGUAAACCUGUGGUAAAUGGAUUUCUUGUUCCAACUUUUACAAUAUUGGAACAAAUCAUGGUAUACUUUGAUUAAUAAUAAUCUAACUGCAAUUUUUUGUGAUCUGAAUCCA
Messenger RNA from Zingiber officinale, 913 nucleotides. RefSeq names its product calmodulin-3-like. Gene Ontology annotation, molecular function: enzyme regulator activity; calcium ion binding. The record is from RefSeq and is a predicted model, not a curated record. The transcript has 2 exons. Lineage: Eukaryota; Viridiplantae; Streptophyta; Magnoliopsida; Zingiberales; Zingiberaceae. Bases 127 to 576 code for a protein of 149 amino acids.